Messenger RNA from Priapulus caudatus, 1346 nucleotides. RefSeq names its product 4-hydroxyphenylpyruvate dioxygenase-like. NCBI's taxonomy places the organism in Eukaryota, Metazoa, Priapulida, Priapulimorpha, Priapulimorphida, Priapulidae. Gene Ontology annotation, biological process: L-tyrosine catabolic process. Gene Ontology annotation, molecular function: 4-hydroxyphenylpyruvate dioxygenase activity. The record is from RefSeq and is a predicted model, not a curated record. Gene Ontology annotation, cellular component: endoplasmic reticulum membrane; Golgi membrane.
CGUGCGUGCGUGUGUGUGUGUGUGUGUGUACGUGCGUGCGUGCGUGUGUGUGGAAGGGGAUACUUCAGUAAGAGCUGUCAGCCUGAUGCUAUAGCCGUACGUGAUUGGCUGCCGAGCUAGCGUGAUGUGGCCAUGCCUCCCAGCUGUAAGCAGAGAGCCUAAGGUUAGACACAUCGCCCUAGAGAUCAUCUCUGUGACGGAGGCUUCAGCGCUGAGCGUGUAGCUACCAACUCCCGACUGUGCCCACGAUCCGUUGAACAGACAAGAUGACUUCCAGAGUACAGGGAACUACUUAUGUAGACAAGGGAGAGAAGCCAGAGAAAGGCCGCUUCCUGCAUUUCGACCAUGUCACCUUCUGGGUGGGCAACGCAAAGCAGGCUGCAGCCCACUACUGUAUAUGCAUGGGAUUUGAGCCAGUCGCGUACAAGGGAUUGGAAACAGGUAGCAGACAAGUUGUGUCCCAUGUGGUCAGGCAAAAUAAGAUCCUGUUCCAGUUCCAAUCUGCGCUGAAUCCUUACGACAAGGAAUACGGAGAUCACCUGGUGAAGCACGGGGAUGGUGUCAAAGAUGUCGCCUUCACCGUCGAAGACUGUGAUGCGAUCGUAGAGCGCGUCCUUCAGCGUGGAGGGAAGCUUGUCAAGGAGCCAUGGGUGGAGAGCGACGAGCAUGGAAGCAUCAAGAUGGCCGUUGUGCAGACGUAUGGAGACACGACGCACACGCUGGUGGAGCGUGGUAACUACGCAGGCUUGUUCAUGCCGGGAUACGUGAAACCUCUCGUCGACAACGUUGUGCUCGCAACACUGCCACCGAUUGGACUCAACUUUGUUGAUCACUGCGUAGGGAACCAGCCUGACAAUGAGAUGGAAUCAGCAACUCAGUGGUACCAGAAGAACUUGCUGUUCCACAGAUUCUGGUCGGUGGAUGACAGCCAGAUUCACACACAGUACUCUGCUCUGCGCUCCAUUGUCGUCACAAACUACGAGGAAACGAUCAAGAUGCCAAUCAAUGAGCCUGCCUGCGGUAUGAGGAAAAGCCAGAUACAGGUGGGUGCGUGCAGUGUAAGGAAGAGCCAGAUACAGGUGGGUGCCUGCGGUAUGAGGAAAAGCCAGAUACAGGCAAUAUGCACUGUAACCGAAGACUUUGACGUACUUCAGAAGUUGAACAUCCUCAUCGACUUCGAUGACAAUGGCUACCUCCUGCAGCUGUUCACCAAGCCGAUGCAGGACCGCCCGACCUUGUUCCUAGAGGUCAUACAGCGACACAACCACCAGGGCUUUGGAGCAGGCAACUUCAAAUCACUAUUUGAGGCCAUCGAAUUGGAGCAGGAAGCAAGAGGAAACCUGUAG